Molecule: messenger RNA, 2993 nt
Organism: Aspergillus calidoustus
Lineage: Eukaryota; Fungi; Ascomycota; Eurotiomycetes; Eurotiales; Aspergillaceae
Source: the annotation of a GenBank genome assembly
CGUCGCUCGAAAUGUCCCCCACUUUCCGACCCCGCAUUUUAGCAUUGAAUUUCCCCGUGGGGGUGGCCACAACGCUCCGAUGGGCAGAUGGGAUAUGUUGGCUCUCGCCGAUGAAGGUGGCCUGAUCCAGUUCUGCUCCGCAGUUGACCGAGCAUAGCAUUGAAUUUCUCUCGCACCAUCCGAAUGGAUCGUCCCUCGAAGCGUCCGCGCCUGUCAAUGGCAUGUAACAUUUGCCGCCAGCGCAAGGUCAAAUGUGACGCAGAAUACCCAAAAUGCCGGAACUGUCGAGUCCGAAACCAGGCUUGUGUCACGACUGAUCCUCAACGACCUGGAUGUCCGGGACUGCGCGAGUGGCUAGACGUCCCUGAGAAGCAGCUACAGAUCACAACUGUCGAUGCAGGCAUCCAGAACAACGAGUACUUGCAAAAUGCCCACACCCAAAAGAAUUCACUACAAGAGCCGGACUCAUCUGAAGUCGACGGUGAUACUGGCGCAGAUAGCGAAGUCUCACCAGUCCGCCAGCCGUUCGACACCUCAGUAAAUACCGAAGAUGGAACAAAGCGAACAAAGAUUCUCGGGGGAAGUAGCUCCCAGUGCCUUGCCAAAUCCCUCGAUGUAUACUUCAAGGCUGCUCGAAUGCAGCCUGUCUCCGAGUUCUUUCGGCACGGGAUGAGGCACGCCGAAGAGCUCGACCUCGUGCUUGCCUUGUUACUCCCCGAGCUCCCCGACACCGAGAAGCGGGCAAAGUACAUGUCGGUAUACCGUUCACGCAUCUACCCAUUGUAUCCCGUGUUCGACCUAAGUCGUCUAGAAGCAGGGAUUGCGGAACUAGCCGCAAUGUCGAACUUCAAUUCGCUUCCUCGGGACGACAUACCGCUCCUGGUGUGUGCAUAUCUCGUCAUGAGCAUAGGAGCAGACGAAUACGCCCAAUGCCCGACCGAGGAAGGGGAGCGUUAUCUUCAUGCCGCGGCCAGCCUUCUCGCUCAUAUCAUCGUCGUGCCUUAUCUGCAUACCGUGCAAGCACUUCUGCACUUCACUAUCGCGUAUAGAGGCCACAAUCGAGAGGGCCUCGCAUGGCAGACACUGGGAAUGGCCAUCCGUAUCGCUUACACACUCGGCCUUCACCAUGCUCAGCCAUCCAAGUCCCCCGUCGGCGCUUCAGAGAAACCUGGAAUCCGUGUCCGAGUAUGGGCAACGUGCUGUGCUCUCGAAAAGCUGAUGCACCUUGCUUCCGGCUGGCCAACUCUAAUCUCAGACGACCUCAUGGCCCGAAGCAAUAGCCUAAAGGGGACAGAAUACCAAUUCCUACAAUGGCACCUUGGCUUGGCUGGGUACCAGGGUAGCAUCAGCGACCACUUGUACAGUCACCCCGCAGGCCGUAGUACCCGCAGUGUGCGACAAAUUCUAGUCGAUACUGCGCGCCUCGACAGGGAUCUCCUCUUGUGGGCGAACGACAUUCCUGUCGAGCUUCGCCCGGGCAAUGAUAUUACUUGCGCGAGCGACGAGUUUCACAUGGCUGCAUUCCUAUCCAUCGAGUAUCAUGCUGCAAUGAUAGCCCUUCACCGUGCUGCACUCAUCGCACCGAGAGCCAAGAUGGAACAAGAAGUUAUGAAGCACUGCUCUGACGACCCGUCACGGUUCCGGCUGGCGAGCGGCGAAUCCAUAUGUGUGAACAGCGCACGCGCUAUUGCGAAACUGAGUAUCGAGCUACAAGAUCGUGGGUUAGACUCUUGUCUUAUUCCGGCGGGCACGGCAGUACUCGCAUGUAUAUCACUCGCGAUAUACCUGAUGAAGCAUACAACGUCUCGCCUCCAGGCAAUGGACAUGCAGCUACUGAAAGCGUGCUUGGCGUAUUCGAGUACGAGGAUGGCGCAGAGCAAUAUCGAUCCGAGAUUCAUUGAAGGGCUGGCGAUGAUUUAUGAUCAGGUCCAGGUCAGGCUGGAGGCUUACCUUGAGGGCGCUGAGUCGAGAGUGCUGAGUCCACUGAGGCAUCAUCAAGCGAUUUACAGCGAACAUGUCUCCUCUCCAAAAGCUGUCAAGUACUAUAGAAGUGCUCAAGCGUUUGCUCAACUGCCAACCCCAUCGACUCAUGAGCCAACCAGUCCAGCCCGAAUGCGCAACCUCGGUCAAGAAAAAAGUAUCAAUCGGCAUCACCACGCUCAAGCGACAAUGCCCCGGAGAGCCCAAUCCUUUUCCCAUCCGGUCCCUAACCUUGAUAGGAAUGGAUUGGGGAUCCAUAAUGAAUGGCCUCAAACGCAGCAAGAACCUUUGGACACCCAAGUCCCUCUAGACUCUUCAGACAUCUCGUUCUUAGGUGGACCGGCAGCUGGUAUGGGCGAAUUUCCAACUGAGAUUGAUCAGGUAUUUCCCUUCGAAGGAUUCAACGUUGAGGAGCUUUGGAAUUGGAUGAUGUACUAUGAUAGCCCUCCUAGCACUGAAAUACUAUAAUGCCAAGUGUGGUUAAAGGUCAAGCCAUUUGCCUUGUCGAUGAGUCGUUGUAUUUGCUGUAGCAGUGGGCAUGGUUCAAGACUAAGAGGUCGGUCCUUGAUACUUCCAAGGAACGCGCUGAAGUUCAUCGGGGGUUUGGUGUCCGUGUCCUGCCAGCCUUUUCCUAUCCAGCAAUACUUGGUAGCUCUGCCUUUGCUAUGGUAUUACCCUAUUCUGCCCAUUCCUCUGAGAUAAGCAGUUUGCGACUGGGCCUGACUCUUGGCGCGAUUUUCUGCGGAAACCAUGGCAUUGUUGUACUCUGCAGCAUCGGCCAGGAGCAGGAGGCAUUGGCCUUGUCCAGCAAAAGUCCUGGAGCAACCAGCCCCAUCUGGGCGACGGAAUAUCAUUCUAAUUGCCUGCUCUUGUCCAUUCGCGUGUCUUGCGGCCCAUCUCCGUGUUGUUGUACUUUGUCGUCGCGGUCCACGGGAGGAGGAAGUCCAGUUGGUACAGCUCUCGAGCCUCGUAUCCUCGGUGGAUUGUCUGAGUCCGAAAGGCUUAUCGGCGAG